AUGUGUAACUUGGAUAGCGUCCUGAUACUCACGGCCGCGGUUCGAGUUGAAAUUGAUAUAUGUGCCUGCUCGCUCAUUCUUACCAGUGAAGAAAACGUCUCGCUGUCUGUGGUGUUCCUCUUAUCUCCCUUGUUCAUCCGGACCGGUCAGCAAGUGACCUACAUCCUGUCGUGUACGGAAACCCGUACCGGCUUUUAUUUACUCAUUGACCCUUCGUCACAGCAUCCACCUUUUCCACAAAUCAUGUCAUCAAACGAGAUUUGGGCGAAUUUUCUCAUGUUGUGUUUCGUGCAAAAAUUAUUCAGCCUCAGUCCACCACAAUAUAAUUCGGUCGUAUUUUCCACCAAGGAGCAAUAUCCUGUAAAUACAUCGCGCCUAAAUUCCGUCACGCUCGACGCAGACCAUCCAUCUGUGAACUUUGUCCCUUGGUCCCCUUUGAAAUGUACAUCCGUGCGCAGAUCAUUUCACCCAGUCUACAUCUUGGACAGACGGAAGCCGGCACUGACGGACUGCGGUCCAGUGCACGGAUUCCCAUCCGCUAUCACAAAGUUUCCCAGACUGCCCAUUAGUUUUCCCUCAAUCCAGUCUAUCGGUUGGUGGAAGGCUUACAUUUGUAUUCUCCUGUUACUCAUGUCCCAUGUGCCCGCAGCCAGUCUUUCAACUAGCCAAUCCCACCGAUUGCCAAUCGCGUUGGCUCCGGUCAACCUAACUGCGGAUCCCACUCCGCUGAAAGAUGCAAACUCAUACUACGCAGACAUGGUUAUAAUUGAUAUUACCCAGUAUGAGUACCACAAUGCGAAACAGUACCUGAGGGAUAUUCGACAAUUCAAACCACCCAGUCCGGAAUUACCCUGUCGUUACCGGUUUCGUGAGGAUGUGGAAACGAGCGCUUUGCUUGCCGAUUAUGUGAUCAUUGGUUGGCCGCGGCAAGCGUUUCGACGACGUUACGGCCCGCUGUACAACAUCAGUUUGUUAGUCACACAUGUACUCAAGCAGUUGCACCAGCCAUCUCGAGCGAUCUUCCCUAUCCGCGUGGGACAUCUGCUUCGAGUUGGUCAGUUCAGCGUCCUGCCGGAUCCCGGUCGGUGCUGGUUAAACGUGCAACCGGGGCGGGCAUACAUGUUUUUUAUUCGACAACCAGAUUGGUCCGGAUUUUGUCAAAUUUCCCAACUCCCGAUUGAAUAUUCAGAUGAGGCGUACGAACGGGUGAUCAGUGUACUGACACACGGAGGUGAGUUGUUUGUUUGCCGGGGAAACUUACGAAAUGUGUGUAUUUUUGCCGUGUUUGAUGAAUGA
Molecule: messenger RNA, 1296 nt
Organism: Echinostoma caproni
Lineage: Eukaryota; Metazoa; Platyhelminthes; Trematoda; Plagiorchiida; Echinostomatidae
Source: the annotation of a GenBank genome assembly